Messenger RNA from Beta vulgaris subsp. vulgaris (sugar beet), 2174 nucleotides. Its product is annotated as la-related protein 1B. The record is from RefSeq and is a predicted model, not a curated record. NCBI's taxonomy places the organism in Eukaryota, Viridiplantae, Streptophyta, Magnoliopsida, Caryophyllales, Amaranthaceae. Bases 298 to 1758 code for a protein of 486 amino acids. The transcript is spliced from 6 exons. Gene Ontology annotation, molecular function: RNA binding.
UACUUGUUUUGAUUGCGCUGAAGACUGUGUAGAGGAGAGAGAGACAGAUGCUGAAGGCAAGGCAUGGACGCCUCCUUCUCCACUAUCGUCAUCAUCAAUACCUCUCUCUGAAUUUCUAAACCCUAAAAUUACUCAAAAUCCCUCUUUUCCUUCUCUUUACCCUUCUUCCUCUACCAUCCUCGUACUCCAUUCAUUUAAUCCCAAUCAACUCAAUCCCUUUUUGUUCCUUUCCUCCCAAAACCACUACAAAAAAAAAACACAAAAAAACAAAGUUUUACUGCCAGCCCUAAAUUCGGUAUGGCGGCGACAACGCCGGCAGCAGAAACAACAGCGGAAUCAUCAAUCAAUAGUCACUCACCACGUGUUCUUCCCUCGGCGUGGGCUCAAAUAGUCAAAGGUCCCGGAGAUUCGCCGGAAAAUCACGAAAUACUUUCGUCGGAGAAUAUUCCGGCGACUGAGAGCAAUGUAGGUAAAAAACCUGCUUGGAAUAAUGCCAUUUCUUCUUCUUCUACUCCUCCUCCGCCUUCGGGUGAUCAGCCUGUUGUUAUCGGCGCUACUGCUUGGCCUGCACUAUCGGAAUCGACUCGCUUUCCUUUAAAAUUGUCGUCCUCCGAUUCUCCCAAAUCAACCCCUGAAGUUUCUGUCCCUGAUUCUCAGGGACCCAUCACUUCACAUUCACAGCAGCCUAAGCAAGGUAACACAAAUCAAAUUUCUAGCAUGAAUAGCACAGCACCCACUAGGCAGAGAUCAAUGAAGCGCGGUGGUGGUGGUGGGAACAGACAAGGUGGUUUUACUCGAGGCCCUCCACCUCCUCCACCACUGCCAGCAUUUCCUGUCCCUGAAAUGCCGCAGAGUAGUUUCAGUAAAGUGGUGCCUGCAGCGAGGCCUGACUCAUCUUUUAGAGAGACAAGACCGCCUGGAGUGUUUGCAUCUCACCCCAUGCCAUCAAAUGAGCACCCCAAUCAACGAAGUUCAAAUCGGCGAGGAAAUUUUGGGCAGCAUGGCCGUGGAGAUGGGAGGAGCAAUUACCAUGGAGGUCGGCGUGAUCAGGAUCACGGAAAUCAUGAUCGUAGCAGCUCUUCAAAUUUUAAUGGAAGAGGUGCACAUGGGUAUCCUCACAGACCUCAUGGAAGGGGAUUUAUGGGUCCUCCAGUACAAGGGGCUCCCCCGUUUACUCCACCUCUUGUGAGGCCUUACGGGAAUGCCUUUCUUUAUCCUGAUCCUUCUGUAGUCUAUCUUAUUCCUUCCUUUCCGCCGGAAUCCUUUGGGGGAAUGCCCUAUAUCACCGGUCCACCACCUCCACCUUAUCUUGUUGCCCCCUCACGUGCAUCGAUAAUUAAUCAAAUCGAGUACUACUUCAGUGAAGCUAAUCUGGUGAAGGAUGCGUUUUUGAGGUCAAAGAUGGAUGAACAGGGUUGGGUUCCUAUUACUUUAAUCGCCGACUUUCCCCGAGUUCGACAACUCACAGAUAGCAUUCCUUUUAUAUUGGACUGUAUAAAAGAAUCUAAUAUUGUGGAAGUACAGGGUGAUAAAGUAAGGAAAUGUGAUGAUUGGAUGAAAUGGAUAGCACCUCAACCAUCAUCAGCAGAAUCGGGUGCACAAUCUCCUGUUGGAUCAUUUGAUGGUUUGACUACUGCUGUCCAGAGAGUGUCGUUAGAGGAGAACCAAGAUAAUACAUCAAGUUCGCUGAAGGAUAAGGAGUUGGCUAAUAAUUUGAGCAUAACAAAUAUGGAGGGUUCGAUUCAACGUGUAUGUUGAAAUCACAAAUUUCGACUUUUCUGUGAUGUCUAUAAAUCUGAUAUCAUCAAAAAUAGUCAUGCCCAGUUUUCAUCUUAUGGAGGAUAAAUUAUGUCAAUGGGUUUGGAGAAAUUUUUUGCUUGAUUUUCGUUGUUGUAACGGUGUAACCUUUAAAAUUUUUGCCAGUUGUAUGAAGCGGCGAGUUAAGCAAUUUUAGGUUGAAAUGCUAACUAUUUUUGGGAUAGUUAACUCGAUCUACUUGACACAACUAUUGAGCGUUUUGAUUGUAUAGUUUCUCUGUUACUUUUUUUUUUCUGCCAAGUUGUAAUUUAGAUAUAUUUUGGAGACAAGUUUCAUAAAACAGGAGAACGAUUGUCCUUUGUUUAGGAUGAAUUCAAGUGUAACCUUUUUUAAAAUGUUGGAUAUGCUUCACUUUA